UGUAACUCUGUAUGGCCACGUUGGUCAUGAUUAUACAUUUAAAUAAUUAUUUAUGUAUCGUAUUUAUUAUUUAUUAUGAUAUUUGUUAAAUUUAUUUUACUGAUUGGUUGUAUCAAUCGACUUUGUGUGAGCCAAACAAAUUAUUGCGAAAUAUGCCUGAACCACACUCUUUGCAGAUACAAUACACCUGGACCAAGUCUGUCGUGCAAAUCUUACGACAACACAGCACUUCUAAGAAAUCAUGACGUCACCGAACUUGUAAAUAAAAUAAACGAAAGAAGGAACUUUGUGGCUUUAGGUUACUCUAAAAUACUUCCACAAGCUGCUAACAUGAAAAAAAUUCACUGGUCUUCUGAACUAGCAUUAUUUGCUCAGCGCUGGGUGGACCAAUGUGUACCUUCAAUACACCCAGAACAAGAGGACCUUUGCAGAGACUUCGAAAAUACCAAAGUAGGUCAAGUAAUAAGUAGCGUGGUCGACCCAUCGUCGAAAAUUAACGUGAAGAGCUUCGUGGAAAUGUGGUUUAUACAAAUACUGAACUACUCAGGCAGUGUCACCUAUUAUAAUCAAUCCCAAGAUCACAGAACAAGUUACUUUACGCAGCUAAUAUGGGCUGAUACUGAAGCUGUUGGAUGUGGAAAAGCUAAAUUCUACGUAGAUGAAAAAAAAUCGAUGCUGGAAAGGCUCGUUUGCAACUUUGCUCCAAAGGGAAACAUACAUGGAAAACCCAUUUAUUCAAUUGGAUAUGCUGGAACGCAAUGUUCAAAUGUAAUGGUACCAGAUGAUAUAUACAAAGGACUGUGUAAUUACGAAGACCAUCAUUUGUUGAAAACGUUAACUACACAAAACCGAACGAUGAACAGCUUACUGAGAAUCCUUAAUUUAUCCAACAAUUCCGCAAAGAAUGAAAUAGACCCCCUCGGAAAUAACUUAAAACAAAUACUUGUAAAUAGUAGUUCUAACAACGAACACAGAAAUCAAAAAACAAGACAUAUAUAUCUAAAUAAUUCAUACGGUCCUAUAAGACGUAUGAUGCCACUUCAGAAGCAUAAUACCUGGAAAAGUGUCGUCAAUAUGACGAGAAAUGAUGAUGACUACCAUUACCAACAUGAACGUGGUCAUUCCCACCUGUAUCAUGGACACAACCUACCCCAGACUUAUAGCUAUCCAAUCACUAGCGAAAGUAAUUACCAUAGCAACCAAGAUUUCCGAAGAUAUGAUUACACUACACAGACAGUCACUUUAGUAUCAAACAGUAAUUACAGAAAAUUUUAUCAACAAGCACAAUGCACCCGUAAAUGGCCACAAAUUGAAAGUAAUAGUUGUUGUGGAAGCAACCAAUGUGAAAAAGGGCAUGAUAAUUGUUGGCAGCAAACUACUUGUCCAACACCUUGUCCAGAACAGUUCACCAAUCCGGUUCUUGAUUUAUGUUCAUGCACUGUUCAAACUUGUCCAACAACUUGUCCUAGUACAUGUACAACCAGUUGUAAUUGUAAUAUGCACUGCCAGUACUCAAGUCCAAUGUGCCCAACAACAACAAAUUGUUUAACUACAUCAUGUCGAGAAAUGCAUUGUAACGAUUGUAGAAAAUCCGGUUCAUUUCAAAAUUACGACAUGUUUCCAAAUGUAGUGCUAAGGAGUGGUAACAAAAGAGUACUAGAAAUUAUUUCUACAAAAAAAGAGCCAUCAUUAUUUGAUAGUUCCAAAAUAACUCAUUCACACCAAAGAAUUUAUGAAGGAUCUGACGAAUUGCAAAGAGAUGAAACUGAUAUGUCAAAAUACAAUUUCCAAGACCGGGAUUAUUUAUACCGGUCCUUUGAUAGGAGACUAAGAAAAAGACGGCAACUCGACGAUCAAAUGACACUUGUACCGUUUUGGCAAUUAGAAAAAAGUAAUUAUAAAAAUCCAUCUCUGUUAAAAAGUAUGCGAUAUACAACACUAUCAAAUAAAAAUAACAGAAACACAAAACGAAACACGGCCCUAGCGAAAUGGUUAUCCAGCACUGAGCCUAUAACUCUGAAUAAAGCAGAUUAUGAAGAUGACGAAGGGGAUGUUACUGAAAAAUACUUAUCUUUUAAUGAAUUAAUGCAUCUACGAAAAAUCAAUGACCGAUACGCAGUUUACGAUUUCAGGCGUGAUGACAGUGCGAAAACAACUAAGAAGAAAUCAUCAACCAACAAAACUACUAAAGCUACUAAAGCUUCAACCAACAAAACAACUAAAACUACUAAAUCGAACAAGACUGUAAAAGUAACCACUGAAAAGACUACAAAAGCCACCGUGCCAAAAACAAACGCUACUACUACUACUGCAACAGCUGAUGCAGAUGGUGAGACUAAAACUACUACAGCUAAAACUACAAAGACAACCACGCAACAAGAAACGAUAAUUUACACACUAAAUCCUCCAUUUUCACGACUGCGGUAUUGCACAAGAAAAUUAACAUGCACGUGGACGGCAUAUACGGCUAACAGUCCUGACAAUGAAGGAAACAUUGUGGGGCCAAUUGAUGUCGGUUCCCGAACUCCACCGGGCUAUGUUGAGGGAUGUACUCGAACUUCCACUUGUACUCGAAUAAACAUGGACCGAAACAAGGUAUUCACCGUGCCAACUGGCGACGGUGCAACUUACCCUGGCGAGAAGGGCCCAGGUGACUUUAGCACCGGAACAGGUAUAGGAGACGAUGAUGACGGGGAUUAUUGCGAACGUCGUUCCCUUAAUGUACAAAGACGGAAUUCUGAUAACAAGGAAAAUUUACCAUAUGAAUUAAAUAAUCAAGUCUGCACGGAUUUAACAACAAGAAGCGGUAAAAUUCAAAAUGAACUUGAUAUUACUCCUGCUGACGUUACUACAGAUGUCAGUGACGUACACGAUUGUGUUUGUGUUGAAAAUAAUUCUAGACAAAAACGACAAGUAACUUCUGAUACUAGGAAGUUUAUGGUACCUGGUGAUAUGCACUGUAGAAACUCAAAAAAGUCCUUCUCAUACGGCGAACUUUACUACAUGAUCUUAAAUAGUAUUUAUGGAUCAAAAAGAGUGAAUCAAUACCACCAUAAUGAAUGUCCCUGUAACUACUCACCCACUAGUCGUUCCAUAACACCUCUAUUUUUGUUAGUAUAUUUUAUUACCAUAUUCAAUGUAUGUAUUUAUGAUAUUUUGUAGAAAGAAGUAAACGAA
Messenger RNA from Trichoplusia ni (cabbage looper), 3177 nucleotides. RefSeq lists its product as uncharacterized. Lineage: Eukaryota; Metazoa; Arthropoda; Insecta; Lepidoptera; Noctuidae. The record is from RefSeq and is a predicted model, not a curated record. Bases 76 to 3162 code for a protein of 1028 amino acids. The transcript is spliced from 8 exons.